AUGCCGGAGAGCGGGCGCCAGCUGCGGACUCUGCCUGCCUUCCUGGCUCUGGUCUGGACGGCGGCUAGCAUCAGGCACGCCGGAGGGGCCGGUUCGGAGCAGCAGAUCCCCUUGUCUGUUGUAAAACUCUGGGCCUCUGCCUUCGGUGGGGAGAUCAGAUCCAUUGCAGCGAAAUACUCAGGUUCCCAACUUCUGCAGAAGAAAAUGAAAGACUUUCAGAAAGAUAUUGCCAUUUUUUUCCUAGAUGGAGUCCCACUUUUUAAGAAACUUUCUGAAAUUAUAAAAAAAAUAUUAAACAAGGAAAGUAAAACUAUUAGGCGCCUCGUUGAAGCUGCAGAAGAAGCUCACCUGAAACAUACAUUUGAUGCUGAUUUACAGUAUGAAUAUUUCAAUGCUGUUCUCAUUAAUGAACGAGAUGAAGAUGGAAACUUCUUAGAACUGGGAAAGGAAUUCAUCCUUGAACCAAAUGAUCAUUUCAAUAAUUUGCCUGUGAAUGUCACAUUGAGUGAUGUCCAAGUGCCAACAAAUAUGUACAAUAAAGAUCCUGCAAUUGUGAAUGGAGUUUACUGGUCCGAAUCAUUAAACAAAGUGUUUGUUGACAACUUUGGCCAUGACCCUUCCCUUAUAUGGCAGUACUUUGGAAGCGCAAAGGGAUUUUUCAGGCAGUAUCCAGGAAUUAAAUGGGAGCCAGAUGAAAAUGGAGUCAUUGCAUUUGACUGCAGAAAUCGAAAAUGGUAUAUUCAGGCAGCCACUUCUCCUAAAGAUGUUGUCAUUUUAGUUGAUGUUAGUGGCAGUAUGAAAGGACUUCGCUUGACUAUUGCGAAACAAACAGUAUCUUCCAUUUUGGAUACCCUUGGAGAUGAUGACUUUUUUAAUAUAAUUGCUUAUAAUGAAAAACUCCACUAUGUAGAACCAUGCUUGAAUGGAACUUUAGUACAAGCAGAUAGAGCUAACAAAGAGCACUUCAGGGAGCAUCUUGACAAACUUUUUGUCAAAGGAAUCGGAAUGCUGGACAUUGCCUUAGUUGAAGCUUUCAAUAUGCUCAGCGAUUUCAAUCACACAGGACAAGGAAGUAUCUGCAGUCAAGCCAUUAUGCUGAUUACUGAUGGUGCGGUGGAUACAUACGAUGCAAUAUUUGAAAAAUAUAAUUGGCCGGAUAGGAAGGUUCGCAUUUUCACCUACCUGAUAGGAAGAGAAGCUCCCUUUGCAGAAAAUCUCAAAUGGAUGGCUUGUGCCAACAAAGGAUUUUUCACUCAGAUCUCUACUCUAGCUGAUGUGCAAGAAAAUGUUAUGGAAUAUCUCCAUGUGCUCAGUCGACCUAAAGUGAUUGAUCAAGAACAUGAUGUAGUGUGGACUGAAGCCUAUGUCGACAGUACUCUUCCUCAGGCUCAAAAGCUUGCUGACGAUCAGGGAUUGGUUUUGAUGACCACUGUUGCCAUGCCAGUAUUUAGUAAGCAAAAUGAGACUAGAUCAAAAGGCAUUCUCCUGGGAGUUGUGGGCACAGAUGUUCCAGUGAAAGAACUUCUGAAGGCGAUUCCAAAAUACAAGCUAGGCAUUCACGGAUAUGCAUUUGCAAUUACGAAUAAUGGAUAUAUUCUGACUCAUCCUGAACUCAGGCCUCUGUAUGAAGAAGGGAAAAAGCGAAGAAAGCCCAACUACAGCAGCGUUGACCUCUCUGAGGUUGAAUGGGAAGACAGAGAUGAUGUGCUUCGGAACGCAAUGGUGAAUCGGAAAACAGGAAAAUUCUCCAUGGAAGUAAAGAAAACAGUGGACAAAGGGAAGCGAGUGUUGGUGAUGACAAAUGACUACUAUUAUACAGAUAUCAAGGGUACCCCUUUCAGUUUAGGUGUGGCUCUGUCUAGAGGACACGGCAGAUAUUUUUUCAGAGGGAACGUGACAAUAGAAGAAGGAUUACAUGACUUAGAACAGCCUGAUGUCUCUUUGGCAGAUGAAUGGUCAUAUUGCAACACAGACUUGCAUCCGGAACACCGCCAAAUGACUCAACUGAAGGCAAUUAAAAACUAUCUCACUGGGAAAGAGCCAUUGCUUCCUUGUGACAAAGAAUUGAUACAGGAAGUCUUAUUUGAUGCAGUAGUGAGUGCCCCAAUUGAAGCUUAUUGGACCAGCCUUGCACUAAAUAAAUCAGAAAAUUCAGACAAGGGAGUAGAGGUUGCUUUCCUUGGAACUCGGACCGGUCUUUCUCGGAUCAAUCUUUUUGUUGGACCAGAACAAUUAACUAAUCAAGACUUUUUGACAGCUGAAGACAAGGAGAAUAUUUUUAACGCGGAUCAUUUCCCACUUUGGUAUAGAAGGGCUGCUGAGCAGAUUCCAGGAAGUUUUGUCUACUCCAUUCCAUUCAGUACAGAAACAGCAAACAAGAGCAAUGUGGUGACAGCAAGUACUGCCAUACAGCUGCUGGAUGACCGAAAGUCACCUGUGGUAGCAGCUAUAGGUAUCCAGAUGAAACUGGAGUUCUUCCAAAGGAAAUUUUGGACUGCCAGUAGACAGUGCACAUCUCUUGAUGGUCGGUGUUCUAUAAGCUGUGAUGAUGAGAAUAUUAACUGUUACCUCAUUGAUAAUAAUGGAUUUAUAUUAGUUUCAGAAGACUACACUCAGAUCACAGUGGAAGAGCAUUUGUCAAAACUGGGGAAGGCCUAUCCUAAAAUUACUCUGUAUGACUACCAAGCCAUGUGUAGAACAACCAAAGAAAGUAGCGAUAGUGCCCACACCUUAUUGGAUCCUUACAAAGCUUUCUUUGCUGCAGUCAAAUGGAUUGUGACUGAACUUGUCUUGUUUCUGGUGGAAUUUAAUCUAUGCAAUUGGUGGCAUUCAGAUCUUAUAGCAAAGGCUCAGCGAUUGAAGCAAACCCUAGAGCCUUGUGACACUGAAUAUCCAGCUUUUGUUUCUGAACGCACAAUCAAGGAGACCACAGGAAAUAUUUAUUGCGACAACUGCUUCAAGUCCUUUGUUAUUCAACAAAUUCAAAAUAGCAAUCUCUUCAUGGUAGUAGUAAGUAAUGAAUGUGACUGUGAGUCAGUUUCACCAAUUACCAUGGAACCAAUAGAAAUAAGGUAUAACGAAUCCCUAAAAUGUGAACGCUUAAAAUCUCACAAGAUUAGGAGACGUCCAGAAUCUUGUCAUGGUUUUCAUCCUGAGGAGAAUGCUAGAGAAUGUGGUGGUGUUUCAGGCCUGAGUGCUAAACCUACUCUUCUUGUGCUAUCUCUGCUGUGGGUCAUUUUCUCAAGGUGACAAAGGCUGAUGUACUGUUAAAUCUAUGGAUAAACUGUGAACUGAGAAAUGGUGCAACUAGAAGAUAUGAAAUAAGUCAAAACAUCAGCAUUUCAUGAUU
This is a messenger RNA of Notechis scutatus (mainland tiger snake), 3349 nucleotides long. Lineage: Eukaryota; Metazoa; Chordata; Lepidosauria; Squamata; Elapidae. The record is from RefSeq and is a predicted model, not a curated record.